This is a messenger RNA of Drosophila suzukii, 2125 nucleotides long. RefSeq names its product Aminopeptidase P (gene ApepP). NCBI's taxonomy places the organism in Eukaryota, Metazoa, Arthropoda, Insecta, Diptera, Drosophilidae. The record is from RefSeq and is a predicted model, not a curated record. Gene Ontology annotation, molecular function: metalloaminopeptidase activity.
UAUGCAGCAUUUUUGAACUGCCAAAAAUUGCUAAAUUUAAUGUGUCAUUGCAAAAAAAUUAAAAACAAGCAGCGGUUGUAAAAUAAAUCGCACCCUGUAAUUUAAACAAUAGUUUGACAGUCGUUGUCUACACAAUUUGCUGCCAUUGAGGAACCACGAUGAAGAGGAGCACCACCGAAAUUCUGGCCAAGCUAAGGCAGCUGAUGCUGCGGGCCCAAGGGGGCGACUCCAGCGGCAUUUCGGCGUACAUAGUGCCCUCGGACGACGCCCACCAGUCGGAGUACCAGUGCCAGCACGACGAGCGGCGCUCCUUUGUCAGUGGAUUCGAUGGAUCCGCUGGCACGGCGGUGAUUACAACCAAUACCGCCCUGCUCUGGACCGACGGGCGGUACUAUCAGCAGGCGGAGAAGCAGUUGGACGCCAAUUGGGUGCUAAUGCGAGAUGGUCUGACCACCACGCCCUCGAUUGGCGCCUGGCUGGCCAAGAAUCUGCCCAAGGGCAGCUUUGUGGGCGUGGAUCCCCGCCUGCUAUCGUUCCGCGUGUGGAAACCCAUCGAAACGGAGCUUAUCUCUGCGGAAUGCCAACUGGUGCCCAUUGAAAACAACCUCAUCGACGAGGUCUGGGGUCAGGAUCAGCCCCCGCAGACUUCCAACAAGAUUAUCCCCCUGAAACUGGAGUAUUCCGGCGUGCCAAUAGCCAAGAAGUGGGAGGUGGUGCGCAACCAGUUGAAGGAUAAGAAUGUGGACGCCCUGGUCGUCAGUGCCCUCGAUGAAAUCGCUUGGUUCUUGAACCUUCGCGGGUCGGACAUUGACUUCAACCCCGUCUUCUUCUCCUACUUGGUUGUCACCCACGAUGAACUACUGCUCUUUGUGGACUCUGGUAAAUUACCCAACGAUUUUGCCCAGCACCAAACAGAGAACAAUGUACAGAUCAGCGUUUUGCCCUACGCCUCAAUUGGUUUGGAAAUCAGCAAGAUUGUGUCGACCAAGGAGUCAAAGAUCUGGAUAGCACCGACCAGCAGCUACUACCUAACUGCUUUGAUACCCAAGUCACGUAGAAUUCAGGAGGUAACGCCCAUCUGUGUGCUAAAGUCCAUCAAAAACGAAGUCGAGGUUAAGGGCUUCGUCAACAGUCACAUUCGCGACGGAGUGGCUCUUUGUCAGUAUUUUGCCUGGCUAGAAGAUCAAGUGAAAAAGGGUGUGGAUGUCGAUGAAAUAUCUGGCUCCGAUAAGUUGGAGUCCUUCCGCUCGACGAAGGAUAAGUACAUGGGCCUCAGCUUCACCACAAUCAGUGCUUCGGGACCCAAUGGCUCUGUUAUUCACUAUCACCCGAGGGAGGAAACCAAUAGAAAGAUAAACGACAAGGAGAUUUAUCUGUGCGAUUCGGGAGCUCAAUAUUUGGAUGGCACCACGGAUGUAACGAGGACUCUGCACUUUGGUGAACCCACCGAAUUCCAGAAGGAAGCCUACACACGCGUUUUGAAGGGACAACUUAGUUUCGGCGCCACCGUAUUCCCGGCUAAGGUCAAGGGCCAAGUUUUGGACACUCUGGCGAGGAAGGCCCUGUGGGACGUUGGAUUGGAUUACGGGCACGGCACUGGCCAUGGAGUGGGCCACUUCUUGAAUGUCCACGAAGGUCCAAUGGGUGUGGGAAUUCGUCUGAUGCCCGACGACCCCGGUCUCCAGGCGAACAUGUUUAUCUCCAAUGAGCCUGGCUUCUACCAGGAUGGAGAGUUUGGAAUCCGUGUCGAGGACAUUGUGCAGAUUGUACCCGGCCAAGUGGCACACAAUUUCGCCAAGCGUGGCGCCCUGACUUUCAAAACUAUCACAAUGUGCCCAAAGCAAACUAAAAUGAUCAAAAAGGAACUCCUUUCCGACGUGGAAGUAAAGCUACUCAAUAGCUAUCAUCAGGAAGUUUGGGAUACUCUUUCCCCAAUCUUGUCUCGUGAAGGUGACGAGUUUACUUUGUCAUGGCUUAAGAAGGAAGUUCAGCCAAUUUAAUAGCAUUUUAACAGCUUUUUCGUUAUUCAUAUCUAUUAUUCUGUCACAUACUCUUCUCAAGACUAAUCUAUUAAAAAUGCUUUUAUAGAUCUUAAAAAAAAAUCUAAUUAUACAAAUGCACCCUA